Molecule: messenger RNA, 1424 nt
Organism: Ceutorhynchus assimilis (cabbage seed weevil)
Lineage: Eukaryota; Metazoa; Arthropoda; Insecta; Coleoptera; Curculionidae
Source: the annotation of a GenBank genome assembly
UCAUCUAGCACAAAAACAGCUGUCAUAAUUUAUUUUAGUAUUCUACCAAGUUGUUUUUUUAAUAUUAUAUCUCCAAUAAUUAUUUACAAUUAAUCCUUGAAGAAAAUGUCGUAUGCGUAUUUGUUUAAGUAUAUCAUAAUCGGGGACACAGGUGUGGGAAAAUCAUGUUUACUACUGCAGUUCACAGACAAAAGGUUUCAGCCAGUUCACGAUCUGACAAUCGGCGUGGAGUUUGGUGCAAGAAUGAUCACAAUCGACAGUAAACAAAUCAAAUUGCAAAUUUGGGACACUGCCGGCCAAGAAGCUUUCAGGUCGAUAACAAGAAGUUACUACAGAGGAGCCGCUGGAGCUUUAUUAGUUUACGAUAUCACGCGAAGGGAAACGUUCAACCAUUUAACUACGUGGUUGGACGAUGCCAGGCAGCACUCCAAUUCAAAUAUGGUCAUUAUGCUUAUUGGAAACAAAAGUGAUUUGGAGUCGAGACGUGAAGUGAAAAAAGAGGAAGGCGAAGCUUUUGCCAGGGAGCAUGGUUUAGUUUUUAUGGAAACUUCCGCGAAAACUGCAGCAAAUGUUGAAGAAGCUUUCAUUAAUACUGCUAAGGAAAUUUAUGAAAAAAUACAAGAAGGUGUUUUUGAUAUAAAUAAUGAGGCCAAUGGUAUAAAGAUUGGUCCGCAACAUUCCCCAACAAACCCUUCUCUGCCUGGAGCAGGCGGUGUAGGAGGCUCUCAAGGAUCAGCUUGCUGUUAAGGAAAAACCACUUAUAUCCAAUUAAAGAUAAAUGUAUAAUGUAACUUUAAAUAUAAGGUCUUUUUAUUUGGCUUUAAACGACCCUAACAGACGGUUUUAUUACAUAAAUUUGAACAUUUAAACUGAAAUUUUGCACUGGCUGUAAAAUAUUUGAACAAAUUCAUAUUUGUGUAAUAAAAUAAACUGUAAUAAUUAUUAUUGUGAUUUUUAGAUGUGGUAAAGAGUUAGUUUGAUUAGAUUCUCAUACAGAAGAUUUAUUUUUGAUUUGAAGACAUUGGUAUUCAUGAAAAGCAUAAUGUAUCCGGAUUUUACAGAAGUUUGCUCAGCUUAAGUUCAAUUAUUUUAACAAUAAACUUUUUUGAUUCUAGCGUUUUGUGGUAUGUUUGAAUUAUUUAAAUGUAUAAAAUAUUAAUGUAGGUCCCCCUUUUUUUCCUUCUCAAUAAACAUAUGGUGCAAUGUUAUCAGAUAAUAUAAAUAAAGAUAGGUAAUAUUCAGCAAAGUUUUUGAUUAUUUGAUACCAAAUUGAUAGUAUGUUAAUUUAUUUUGUAAAAAUCAAGUAGUAGCUGUUUUGAUGAUCCAAAUUCAGGAGAAAUAUAAACUAGUCGUAAUAAUUGUAAUUUUUUAUGUACCUACGAUAUGUGCUUAUUCAAAUAAUAAUUUUAAAAAGUUAUGUUUAA